AUGAAGUUCCUACAUCUUACCGGAAUUAUUGUGCUGCUAAGUCAAGCAACAUCAAUUUCUACUGCCAUGCUAUUCCCAAGGUCGUCAUCUGGUUCAGAGACGACUCGACUUCAAAUGAAUGAAGUUAGAGCCGCUAUCAGCAGCAUACAAAGAAGUGGAAUCGAGCUGGCAUCGCCAAAUGAUGAUGUGAAAGAUCUUGCUAGAAGAUUAGGCUACUCAUUCCUAAUUCCCAUUUCAGUCAGUCUUGCCCGGAAUACAAACGGUUGUAAAAAUUAUGUCACAAAUGACAUUAAUAGGGAUCUUAACCUCUGGAUUACUACUACAGAAGAAGGGGUUCAAAUCUCUUCGUUACAGGUUAAUAGGUAA
Blumeria graminis f. sp. triticale is the source of this 366-nucleotide messenger RNA. The record is from the annotation of a GenBank genome assembly. Lineage: Eukaryota; Fungi; Ascomycota; Leotiomycetes; Helotiales; Erysiphaceae.